This is a messenger RNA of Diceros bicornis minor, 4840 nucleotides long. Its product is annotated as zinc finger protein 530-like. The transcript is spliced from 3 exons. Gene Ontology annotation, molecular function: RNA polymerase II cis-regulatory region sequence-specific DNA binding; DNA-binding transcription factor activity. Gene Ontology annotation, biological process: regulation of transcription by RNA polymerase II. The coding region runs from base 161 to 2041 and encodes 626 amino acids. NCBI's taxonomy places the organism in Eukaryota, Metazoa, Chordata, Mammalia, Perissodactyla, Rhinocerotidae. The record is from RefSeq and is a predicted model, not a curated record.
CGAGGAGGCGCGAGAGGAGGCGCUGUCCCCGCUGCACAGGGCGGGUCAGAGGCUCGGCGACGCCGCCCGGGGGGCCCGCGCCAGGGCCGGGACAGGGUCCCCCGUGCCCGGUUCCUCUCCUCUCCCGCCGCUCCCGGCCCCGCUCUGUCCCCGGAGUCCGAUGGCGGCGGCCGCGCGGAGGGAGCCGGCUCAGGGCUGUGUGACCUUUGAAGAUGUGGCCAUUUACUUCUCCCAGGAGGAGUGGAGGCUCCUUGAUGAGGCUCAGAGGAUCUUGUACCACGAUGUGAUGCUGGAGAACUUUGUACUUACAACAUCCUUGGAUUGUUGGUAUGGAGCUGAGGAUGAGGAGGUACUUUCUGAGCAGAGCAUUUCUGUAGAAGGAGUGUCACAGGUCAGGACUUCUAAGGCAGGUCCAUCGACCCAGAAGAUUCACCCCUGUGAAAAGUGUGUCCCAGUGUUGAAAGACAUUUUGCACCUCACUGAGCUCCAAGCAACAUAUUCUCGGCAGAAACCAUAUUUGGGUGGGGCAUCCAGAGGCUUCUGGUUUAGUGCAAACCUUCAGCAGCACCAAAAGCAUGACAGUAGAGAGAAAAUCUUCAAAAUGGACAUGGAGCAGGCCUCGUUUGUGAUAAGCUGCAGAUUCCACAUGUUAGGGAAGCCCUUCACCUCUGGGGAGGGUGGAAAGAACUUUCUAGCUACCUCAGACCUUCUCCAGCAGCAGGCCAUUCCUGAUGGUGAGAAGCCACACGGGAACCUUGAGCAUGGGGAGCCCUUCAACAGUGGAAAAAGUCAUGACAAGUGGAUUGAAUGCAGGAAAGUUUUCAACAACAUGGAUACACUUCCCCACCAGAGAGUCUGCACUGAAGGUCUUAACACAUGUAACAAAUGUGGGAAAUCCUUCAGCUGCAAAUACACACUUGUUCAGCACCAGCAAAUUCACACUGGGGAAAGGUAUUAUGAGUGUGGUGAAUGUGGGAAAUAUUUUACCACUAGCUCCACCCUCCAUCAUCAUCAGAGAGUUCACACAGGAGAGAGGCCUUAUGAGUGCACUGAAUGUAGAAAAUCAUUUACCUAUAAAUCCCACCUGAUUCGACACCAGAGAGUUCACACAGGAGUAAGGCCUUAUGAGUGCAUUGAAUGUGGGAAAUCCUUUAGCCAGAAAUCUAUCCUCAUUCAACACCAAAGAGUUCACACUGGAGAAAGGCCUUAUGACUGCAGUGCAUGUGGGAAAUACUUUAGCCAGAAAUCUGCCCUCGUUCAUCACCAAAGAGUUCACACCGGAGAAAGGCCUUAUGAGUGCAGUGAAUGUGGGAAAGCUUUUACCUUUAGCUCCAGGCUCCGUUAUCAUCAGAGGGUUCACACUGGAGAAAGGCCUUAUGAGUGCAGUGAAUGUGGGAAAGCUUUUACCUUUAGCUUCAGGCUCCGUGAUCAUCAGAGAGUUCACACUGAAGGAGGGCCUUACGAGUGCAUUGAAUGUGGCAAAUCUUUUAGUGCGAAAUCUGUCUUCAUUCAACAUCAAAGAGUUCACACUGGAGAAAGGCCUUAUGAAUGCAGUGAAUGUGGGAAAUCCUUUAGCCAAAGCUCAGGCCUCCUUCUACACAAAAGAGCUCACACUAGAGCAAGGCUUUAUGAGUGCACUGAGUGUGGGAAAGCUUUUGGAUGUAAAUCCAAACUUGUUCAGCACCACAGAGUUCACACUGGAGUAAGGCCUUAUGAGUGCAUUGAAUGUGGCAAAUCUUUUAGUGUGAAAUUUGUCCUCAUUCAACACCAAAGAGUUCACACUGGAGAAAGACCUUAUGAGUGCAGUGAAUGCAGGAAAUCCUUUAGUCAGAAAUCUGUCCUCAUUCAACACCAAAGAAUUCACACUGGAGAAAGGCCUUAUGAUUGCAGUGAAUGUUGGAAAUCCUUUAGCCGCAAAGCCCAGCUUAUUCAACAUCGAACAGUUCACACUGGAGCAAGGCCUCAUGAGUGCAAUGAGUGUGGGAAAUCCUUCAGCCAGAGAUCUGGCCUUGUUCGGCAUAGGAGAGCUCAUGUGCACUGAAUGUUUGAAAUCCUUUGCUGCAAAUCUGACCUCCCUCAACACCUAAGUUCACACUGGGAAAAGGCUUUAGCUAUGUAGAGAAUAUGCUCUUUCCUUAGUUAGAAUAACGGUGUUGGAGGAAAGGCUCUGUGAGGAGCCAUCUGCCUGAAAUGAAUCUUGUAUAUCCAGAUAUCCACAGACUGGAGACUCCAUAUAAGUUUCAGUUGUGUGGGAAGCAUGUGUAACCUGCCUGGGGUUCUUGUCAGAUUUGUAUCACUGCCAGUUUCACCUCUGGCAGAAGCCAUUUCACCUUGAUCACCUGGCAGGUCCACACAGUGUGCAUUAGUAACCACCCUAGUAUGCUCAGUGAAGCUGGCCUCUGGGGUCUCCCGUUUGUUGGAGGAAAUCAUAAGUAUCCUGCACUCUUAUGGGGUCUUUAUUCCCUUUUCUCUGACAAUUUAGGGUGUGGACCUGGCCCAGUGUUGGCUCAGCAAAUGCUGAGUUCUAUUGGCAACUUUCAGAGAAGGACUAGCUUUUUCACAGACACAGAUGUCUGUGGGUUAAGAGGUCACCUUGAGGAAGGGGUAGUUGUGACACCUCCAGUGCUUCUGGAGACAACAUGAAUUUUUUGUUGCUCACAGGGGAAAUCACUUAGUGCCCAAACCUGCUGAGGAGGAUCUUAACCCUAGCUCCCACAAAGGAGCCCUAUGCCCUCAUAUCCACAAUUCAGAAAGCUGCUGUCACUAUUUUUAAGACUACAGGGGCAGGGGAGACUGUAAUUGGUACAGAAACACUGGAUUAAUAGAGAGUGGAGGAGACUGCAACAAACUAUAUGGAAUGUGCCUCUUCGAAAGCUGCAUUCACGAUUGUUUUAGUGACAAUGACUGUGGGAUGAGUGUGUACAGAAAUCUCAGAACCUCCAGGUAUGUUUAUCUUGUGUAGCUGAACUCAUCGGCAGACAAUCUAAUAGUUUUGUGGAUUCCUGUAGCCUCUCUCAGCUGUUCACCUCAAGGCUGUUGCUAUACAGGCAACAAAAGAAGGAAAGGGAGAAGGGAGAUCCUAUAGUCCGGGGAUGUGGCAUUUGUGAUGCAGCCAGAGAUCCUCUUGACUCAGGUGGAAAUGGCCUUCAUUGUUUGCCAGUAUUUCCUGCCACUGAGGAAAGGCUGUCCUUCAAGGCAUGAGGAGUGAGAUAGUGGAGUCAAUACAGAGUCGUCAAACCUGAUUUUCUAAAGAGUGCAAGAUUUAGAUUUUUAUUAUGAACCAUAUUUUAAAGCUGUAUUAAGGUAUAAUAGAAUAAAUUGUAUAUAUUUAAAGUGUACAGUUUGAUAAGUUUUGACGUGUAUAAGCCUAUGAAACCAUUGUUAUCAUGAUAGCAACCAUAUCUGUCACCUGCAUAUUUUCCUCAUGCCCUUUUAUACUCCCUGCUCUCCCUGGCUCUCCAGGCAACCAUUGAUUUACAUUCCUUUACAAUUGAUUGCAUUUUCUAGAAUUGUAUGGUUGAUCAUAAAGUGUUUACUCAUUUUUUUUUGUUUGUUUCAUUAAUGCCGUAUAAUUACUUUGAGAUUCAUUAGUGGUGCUUACCUGCACAUUUCAUUCUUGUUUCUAAGUAGCUUUCUCUUCCAUGUAUAAUUGACUGUGAUUAUCUAUUGUCUUUAUGGAUAUUUGGGUUAUUUCCAGUGUUUACUAAUUGCAAAUAAAAGCUGAUAGGAACUUUUGUUUAAAUUUUGUAUAUGGAUAUAUGUUUCAUUUUCUUGUAUUAGUAACUCAGAUUGCAAUGCCUGAGUCAUGGGGUCAGUGAAUAUUUAACUUUUUACAAAAUUGCCAAACUGUGAUCUAUAAUGGUUGUGUCUUUUUGCAUUCCUACUGGAGGUGUUUGAGAGUUCCAAUUCCUUCACACCCUUAUCAAUACCUGGUAAGGUUAUUUUUUAAUUUUUCCCUUUUAAAAUAAGUGUGUAGUGAUGUCUCACUGCUUUUAAUUACAUUUCCCUAAGGAUUUAUUUCCCUAAGGAUGUUGAGCAUUAUUUUGUGUAUUUGCUACCUGCAUAUCUUUAGUAAAAUGCCUAUUCUUAUCUUUGGCCUAUUUUCUGUUUUAUGAAUUUUGGCUAUGUGCUUUUAGGUAACAAGACAAUGAGACAACAAAGACAUGUUGGAAUGUUACUCAUUCUUCAGUGAUGCGAGCAAUUUCUUUGCUGUAUGGAAUAAUUGUUUUUGAAUACUGGAAGGGUAUAUUGUCAAGUUUCCUUGUGCCUUUUUUUUUUUUUUUGGUGAGGAAGAUUCACCCUGAGCUAACAUGUGUUGCCUAUCUUCCUCCUUUUUCGCUUGAGGAAGAUUAGCCCUGAGCUAACAUCUGUGCCAAUCUUCCUCUAUUUUGUAUGUGGGUCGCUGCCUCAGCAUGGCUGACGAAUGGUAGGUCCACACCCGAGAUCUGAACUUGUGAACCUGGGUGGCCAAAGUGGAACAUGCUGGAGUUAACCACUAUGCCACAGUGCUGGCCUCUUGUCCUGCCCUUUUUAAAUUCAUCUUCAACAUAUAAAAUUAUUGUUACAACGACAUAUUCUACCUUUUGUAAUGGCUAAUUUCAAAUAUGUACAAAAGUGGAAAAGACUGUCUAAUGAAUCCCCAAUCUUCCCUCAUUGUGAUCAUUCUUGUUUGAAUUCUCCUCCUGCACAUUAGUGGAUUAUUUUACUUAUAAACACAGACAUCAUGUCAUUUAAUGCACAACUUCUUGAGAUUGCUUUUCUUAAAUGUAAGAACAUUUUCAUAAUGCCAAUAACUUUGUCAUACAAAAUAAAGAUAUUUUAAAAUACAUGUUGUCAGUGC